Molecule: messenger RNA, 6579 nt
Organism: Porites evermanni
Lineage: Eukaryota; Metazoa; Cnidaria; Anthozoa; Scleractinia; Poritidae
Source: the annotation of a GenBank genome assembly
CAAAUUGCUAAUUCUUCGAACAAACCAUGUUUAUGAGCUAUAAACAUUCAAGGCAUAUAGGAUCGUGAUCAGUGUUUUAAUUCAAAAACUAACUAAAGUUCGUUUUACUAUGUAAAUUGCUGUGACCUCUAAGACUGCUCUUUGAGUUUUCAGUAAUCAUUCGUCGAUUGCUAGCGUCCUUCACUGAAAAAGAGCUACUAUAGUAUUGAUCUGCAGUGCCAUGCCGCCAUGCCAGCCGUUGCGAAGGUCACGCAAAUCGAAAGCAAACUAAUGAAGCGCUGGGAACGUAGCUGAACGUAUUAUUGAUUCGAUCCGCGCUCGAGCUAAGUAGCACGAUCGAGAAAGUGUCUACAUUUCAGGCCCUUCGAAGCAUGUGGCGAUGAUUUUCAUUACGGUUUACAACGACGUCCUCGCUUACAACCCACGGGAUGAAAAAAGAAAGAGGAAGGUGCGUGUCAUGUCAAUUGUGCUUCACUUAUUAUUAUUGUAGUCGGGCUGUCUUCGAUCUUCUUCGAUUUGAAACUAGUGAAUUUCCCAUAAACACACUUAAAAUAUUUUGCUAUCACUAACGACACCGUGAAUUGCUUCGAUCCAUGUCGCAUUUACGGUAUGAAAAUAUGCUAUGAGCAGCAGCAUCAUGUAAUUAUAAAUAACUUCUAGUUUUCUUUCGUGAGUCAUAACAUAAUGCGCGCCUGUUUGUAAAUAACUGAAGAAUUUCAGUUCCAUGUUUCAAUUGUUUUGAUGCCUUCGCUUCACUGAACGCGGGCCAGUAUCGUGGAACGUUCGUGAUAGUAUUUCGUAGUUAUAUAGAAAAUCAUUUGGUAAAAUUGCGAUGCUAUCAUUAAAUUUCGUGGUGCAAUUAUUAUAUUGAUCAACAUUUGGUUGUUCGCCUGUUUGAAGUGUACUAAAGCCAUUAUUCAGCCAUGGGCUUCAGGCUAAAUGCGAACAAUUUUGUUGUUACUGACUCUAGGCUAGUUCAAACGGCUUGUUCCAGCACUAGAGAAAAUUCUAGCAAAUUUAAACAGAAAGGAACUCGCGAUGUUUGGUUAGUGCCCUAAAAACGAACUACUCCGCCCUCUAUUUUGAAAACUUUUGAUGCUACGCGACACGCGACAUCAGUGGAAACAGAAAAUGUCGCCUGAUUUCCAUACGAAGAAAGAAACAUUAACGACCCUCAUUGAAUAGCAGCGUUCGAGUCUUUAAAGGUUGAAUUAUUGGUACUUUUUUUUUCACAUGUUUGUGGCUUUAUUAAGAAUUACUGGCUUUCUUAUGAGUUAUAAAAUCCAGGCCACGACAUGUCACGAAAUGUUGUCGCACGCACCUAUACAUUUUGUACAAAGGCUAGUAUUUCAUUUACGGUUUCCAUGUCACGAUUAAUUUACGACCCCUUGAGCACAUACAUACACAGGCGCUCCUGUCAAUAAUUUAACCUGUUAAUUGCGUCUCUUUAAACAUGUGUCGAUCGGGUUUGCAAUAUUAAAGCAGUAACUGAUCCUCAGUUUAAAGAAUCGUAUUUAGAGCCACAACUUGCUCAUCAGGGGUCUCGGAAAAUCUAGAUUAGAUCUGAAAACCUUGUAAAACUUUGUUACGAGUCUCGAAUUUUUAUUUCCGUUUCUUGUCCUCCCUCAAAUUUUAGAUACUCUCGAAAACUGAAACGAAGUUUCGGCUUCUUGCUGAGCGUCACAUUAAACACUCAGUCCUCACGCCUAAUAUGAGGAAAGAUGACUGAAGAGUGACAGUUUUCUUUUGUUUAAAGGCCGGUAUUACGUUAUUUCAGCGGUAUUAAACUGCAUAAAUUUGCUCUUCUGGUAAAUUAGGACACCUGUACAUGACAACGCCGUCACGCUGCGAGCUUUGUUUUCUUCCUUUUUUAAUAACAAAAAUGGUUUUAUUUCAUAGAUUUCGUCAUUUUACCGUGCCAAAAAGCCUCGAAGAUGAUGUUUGUUGCAAACACUUUGCGUUCGAAAGAGGAAGGAACGUAUUUGAGCCGUUUAGAGCUGUUAUAACAAACUUCCUAUUCAAUCAUGACAUGCGCGUGGAGGCUCAUUGUUCCGCUGUCACCUUCAUGUAGUCUGGUUGGCAUGCGCCGGGUGUCUGUAAAAUAAUUGUUUAAGGUAUUGUCUCCAAGUUUCAUUUUCACGUGAACAGCGGUAACUAACAAUACAUUUGAAAUAUGCAAAAAUGCUAGCUAUUGUUGUGUACGAAAACAUGAAACUUGGAGACAAUACCAUGGAUAAUGAGAGGCUCUCACUUGUAAACACAAAAUUACUGACAAAAUAUUAGCGAAUUGUAGCCCUUAUUUUACUGCCUUGCAAUACAUCAAUAAUCUUGAAAUUAAAAGGUCAUAUAAAAGGAAGGUUAAUCUCAAGAAUCUUACAUUUUUUAAAAAAAUCUAUCGAACGGUUUAAAAAUUAUUCGCUAAUUUGUUAAAGUAGACCAAGAUGUUUACAAACCGCUACCAAUAGCGCUUCGAUACAUACUAAUCAAAUGCUUCUUUCUAGCAAUGGGCUGGAGCUAUCUCCAUGAUCUUUCACACACGUUUUUACAACGAUUGAAACUACUACGAAGUGAAAUUGCUUGUCAAAAACACUGCAAUUUCUACAGAUAACAGCCGAAUAUCAAGAUUAUCCAUUUUUUUUUUACCGUAUUUCUAACCAUAAAAAAACUUUAUUCCAAAAUAUCUCGAUAACGCUCUUACAGAUUUUGCAUCAAGACCGCUAUUGGAGGAAAAAGCUCCCGUAAACGAUUUUGGAAGGACAGUUCCCAGUGACGAGAAAUACUGCUGCAAGUAAAAUAGGUAACGCCAUUUCGUUGCUAUGACAACUCCGAUGUCAUUGCAACCCCGGUCAUAACGAAUUGUCAUCUUCAUCUAAUACAACUGUGGUGGCCAUUUUCCCAAAUCUUUGUUUAUGGCGAGGUAGUUUAUGCUCAAACUUGCGAGGUAUUGACCCUAAAAAACUGUAUCGAGCCACCUUAAACAAUUUUUUGAAUUAAAUUUCUAACGUGAAACAAUUCAAUGAGCAAGGCUCGCAACAUUCGCUAAAUGUACAAUUGUAAACAAUUUAUGCUUACUGCCGGCAGAAGAAAUGAAACAUAUACCUGCCAAGUGUCACGCCUGCGGAUCGAAAACUUGGAUCUCACGCCUACUCACGCGUGUGUUCCGAUUUGUCACGCCUGGUAGAAAAGUUUGAGCCAUUACAGCAUUAACUGACACAUUUUGAAAAAUGUAUUAAUUAUUUAAACAAACCAGAACCAAAGAGAGAAAAGAAGGUCUAUGUGGAUGAUCGACUUUCUCCGAAUUCUGUUUUUUUAGUAGGGAAGUCAAUGUCCCUUUGUGUUCCUGUGUUCGUGUUAGACGGAACUCUUCGUAACAUCUUCGGAAGUCUUCGGGACGUCUUCGGACAUCUUCGGAUAUUAUCGGACCCCUCCGAAAAAUCUUGGCACUAUUAAGAUAAAAAAUGUCACGCCUAUAAAUGUAAAAAGGUUGGCAGGUUUGGAAACACAAUCGAAAUACGAUUGCAGCGAUUAAACAUCAACUCGCCAUGCGGAUCAAAUUUCGCGACAAUUCCUGACCUUUUCGCCAGUGGCUGAAAAAACUGGCCGUUGCCGUUGUAGAGAAGUGGCCGUUGUGGAGAGAGGUUCGAGUGUAGUAUUGAUGGUUUUCACAUAACGUCACUAAAAUUCAAACUAUAAUCUAUCGAUCCUACUGAGAUUUUACUUUGAUGAUGUAUUAGAGCAGCUGAAAACUAAUAUUCACACAAAUUUUCGCUUCAAAAGCGUUCUUGGUUUUGUGUUAGAGUAGGGUUGAAUUUCUAAGCUUUUGCGUGACGCGGAUUUUACAUGACGGCCGAGAGAGCUGUAAUGUAGGUUAAAAAAGUGUCUUAUUUCGGGUAAUUUUGCUAUUUAAACGGUUAAUGUAUUAGAAAAAGUAUUACUUUAAUGUUUAUGAGUUACUCGAGGGAUAAAUUCACGCUUUUGUAGCAAAACUCGGUAGCAGAUGUUUCUGUUGGUUUCCGUCCGCCAUGUUGGUGCCCAUCCAGGUGGGCACCAGCUUGGCGUUUCCAUACAAAUUUCUAUAAAUUUGGGUAAAACAUUUUUUUUGAUAUCUCGUAUGCGAAAUAAUUCUCUGACCCGAAUCUUGGCGAGUGUCUUUGUUUUUUUUAACUCCUUUCAUUUCCGGCCUUAAACUAUUGAACGGUUUACAUUUUUAUUUUGAUCUAUGUUGAAUGGUGUGACAAUGAAAACCAGCAAUAAAGCUACAGAAGCCUUAACUCUACCCGACUGCAACAAAUGUUGUCCCGACUGUGGUCGUCAGUUUGUACAGCUUCGAUGUUCUUUUAACAUUGAUAUGAAUGAUCAUUUUAGUGGUCAGCCAUUAUACAGUCAAACAUGUAUUAAGCGAACCUUUGUUUAGCGGUCACCCUCUAUUAAUCAAUCACUUAAUUAAGUCCUGGAAAUAAUUUCCCUCAAUUACUAGAAAACUGACCUGUUACCGGGUACAAUUAAGGUGAUGUUUCCUUUUGGUGCAUCUCCGCGGUGACUUUUCUUUUAUGAAAGUACGUAUGUCUAAUUAGAGUUUUUGAUUGAUGACAAAGCCUUGUUUGAGUUGCGCACUUUUCUCAAUUUAACAUUUUUUUUUUACCUCAAUUUGGCUCUUCGUCCAUAUUUUCCAGGCAAUGCCUACCUUACUCAUUUUUAACCAUUUUAGGCGUGUUUUCAUGACUUUUCACCCGAAUUCAUGGCAGCGGAAAACUUCAGUUAGACUUACAAGUGUUUUUGUGGGUAAAAAACUAUUGUUCUAAAUUCUGUCUUGUACUGUGAACUGCAUUGUAUUUGCCCUCUGAGGUUUUCGAUCACGUCCGUAGUUAAUUUCUGGAAAAGUCUUGGACAAUCAUUUUCGAUGAAGAAGCUUAACACCCUCUGGAAAUCUACAAUAACGUUAGAUUUUCAAACUGUUAAUUCCUGAUACUGCAAUAUGAAGUUGUAUGAUCCUAGUUGAAGAAUAAAGUAAGUAUAAAGAAAGAAGUCACGUCCCAUUUGUUGAUGAAGAACCAGCUAGUUCCCUAUAAAAAUUUCUUCCAACAAUAUUUCUCUAGACUGUUCACAGUCUCCUGUUUUCCCGUGAGAUGGAGAUUGAGCGCUUUGGGUUACGGGCAGCCAUCUUGGAUGAGUGUCAAAACUAUUUAGGGGGCGGGCGUGGUUUGGACCUUUCGGCUUUCUCGCUUUCUCCCAAACUGCCCCCCGCCCCUUAAGUAUUUUUUUUUUCAACCAAGAUGCCUGCCCGAAGCGCAACGCGCUCGAUCUCGACGAUCUUACGGAAAAAUAGAGGACUGUGAACAGCCUAAUAUAUAUUUCACUCCCAAACCAUCUUUAGAUUUUUUGAAUAGCUCUUAGGCGGUGUGUCGAACCCUAGUAGUAAUUGGUCACGCUCUUUUAAGCAGCAGUAAAUGGGUGACAACUUAAUACAGGUUUGCCUGUGAUAUGAAAAUGAACAUUUCAGAGGCCGGUCAACCGUUUUAUAUCAUGCUUUUUUUGGUUCUUUCUAGUGCUUGUUGGCAGAUGACUCGGUAACCAAAAAACAUGAACUUCAUUAAGUCACAUGUGAAGAAAGCACAUUCCGUGUUUCGUUGCAGUCAGUACAAGACAGUCGGUGCUUUUGUGGUAUGCUUUAUCAUCAUUGCGUUGUUUCUAAAACUGAACGUAAUGACUCCCGGAGUGUACACUGGAAACAAGCCCUGGAGUCCCGCACCAAAAUGCAAGAAUUCCGAACAAGACCUUAAUCGUAUGGUUCAAUUAACACACAAGGUGCAAGACAUCUUGAAAAAUAUGGGAAUCGAUUGCUGGUUGAUGUACGGCUCUUUAUGGGGACCGUUACGAGGUAUGGAGGGUCCCCUCCCGUGGGACGACGAUGUCGAUCUUGCCAUAAAUGGCGAUGGUAUUUUUAGCCAAAUGACGUUUAGACAAUUUAAAGCCAUGUUUACUGCUCCUGGACUGUCGGUGGAAAGUAGGCUAUGGCAGAGUUCGUUAAUUGUCAUUUCCGAGGGAGACGCGUGGCCAUCACUGGAUCUGUUUGUGUUUUAUAACUACGGUGGUACUAUGAAAAGACCUGGUUUCGAAUCCUGGUUGUUGCCGAUCAACUACAAACUUUAUCACACAUUUCCAGCUCAUUUAGUCGAACAGCCCUUGCCCAAAGUGAAGUUUGGAUCCUUCAAUAUUUCAGUUCCCAGAGAUGGCAUUGAAAUCAUGAAACAUUUGUAUCCGUAUAAUUGGUGGAAGGUAGUGCGACCAGUAGGUUGCGAUAAUUAACAAAUAGAGCCUAUUUUGAUCAAGAGAUUAGAGAAUAAUUAGUCCCUGCGUUGCCUUAGCUCGAUGGGUGACAGGGGAGACCAUUCUGGGCGUGGUUUAGGCUUUAUUUGGCCCUAAAACACGAACAGGGGGUGCUCCUGGGGAAAUGGGGAAACCAUUGUUGUUUUUCUCUUGUGUUGUAGCGUGGGUAUUAAAGACUUGAAGAUUUCUAAGACGAGUGCGACUACGCUAAGUAGUGUGCGGGAGUGAACAAGCGUCAUUUUGGCGGAAAAA